AUAUCAGCUUGCUCCAAUUUCGUUUUCCACUGAGGCUUCCUCCUGACAGGGGGGAACAGUAUGGGAGGUGGAGGGCAUCGCGGAUGCGAGUGGUUGUCAGUGGGAGGUGGGGGAGUCGGGAGGGCGGAAGAGUGGUGGUUAUCAACGGGGAGCGAGGGAGGCCGAUGGCCGAUGGAGUCUGUGGGGCGGGUGGGGAGCGGGUCUGUGAAGUGCUGCGUCCUUCCAGGAGGAAGAAGUGAUCGGUGUGUCGGACCCCACAUGCAGUUCGCCAUGGCAAUUGUAGGGUCCCGCCCGUAUGCACGCCGAUCCAUGAUUCUCAGUGUGCUGUCUGUAGCCGCAGCUGCUGUUGCCACUGCAGAUGCAGCUGUUGUAAGAUCUGCUGUUGGUGCAGCGCCCUUUGUCGGUGUUGCUGGUGAUGAUACUGUGCCAGGUGCGCUUGUAGGAGGAGGUGGAGCUGGUCCUCGCAUUGUCUAUGCUGAUGCAUCUGUUCCUGCACCUCCAUCUGUAUGUUUUGCUGAGGUGGCAGCAUCUGGGGUUGAUGCUGUUGCUGCUGCUGCAUCACCUGAGUAUGAUGUUGUUGUUGUUGGUGCUGGUGCCAUACCUGCUGUUGCUUCUGGUGUUGCAGCAAUUGUUGCAACUCUUGGUCCGACCCGUGAUACUGUUGCGACGCCCCGUCCAUGCCUUGUCUAUUCUGCUGCAUCUGUUCCAGUACUUCCGUUUGUGCACUUUGCUGAGGUGGCAGUAUGAGGGGUUGUUGUUGUUGCUGCUGCAACUCCUGCGUUUGUUGUUGCUGUUGGUGGUGCUGGUGCCGUUCCUGCUGUUGCAUUUGAUG
Chara braunii is the source of this 832-nucleotide messenger RNA. NCBI's taxonomy places the organism in Eukaryota, Viridiplantae, Streptophyta, Charophyceae, Charales, Characeae. The record is from the annotation of a GenBank genome assembly.